UAUCCUGCCCGGUUGUUUUGACCCGGAUAGCCAUAAAAUACCGGGCUGUCCGGGUCAGAACUAUACAGGCAUAUAUAAGUUUGAGGCUAAAGCGUUGUUAAACUGUGACAAAGUCGGAUCACACAUCAUGGCAUCUAAUGUGCUGUUUGGCCUGUUUCCUACUCAGCUGUACUCCUGGGCGGCCUCUCUGUGCCUCCUGCUAGUACUGUACAAAGCCACUCAACUUUAUCUCAGACGGAGGUUUCUGCUUACAGCAUUCAGCUCUUUCCCUGGUCCUAAACGCCACUGGCUGUAUGGAAACGCACACGAGUUUAAAGCAGAUGGGAAAGAGUUGGAUAUUAUUGACGGUUAUGCCAAAAAAUAUCCAUAUGCCUACCCUCUGUGGCUGGGAAAUUUCUAUGCUUCGCUGAUUGUCUGCCACCCAGACUAUGCAAAAGCCAUUUUAUCCCGUCAAGACCCAAAGGAUGAUUUUGGCUAUUACUUUUUAAUUCCAUGGAUUGGCAAGGGAUUGCUGGUCUUAUCUGGACAAAAGUGGUUCCAACAUCGCCGGCUAUUGACUCCAGCAUUCCAUUAUAAUAUUCUGAAGCCCUAUGUGAAACUAAUGGCAGACUGCAGCAAAGUCAUGCUGGACAAAUGGGAUAACUUGAUCGGAGAAGAAAAGCCAGUGGAACUUUUCCACCAUGUUAGCCUGAUGACUCUGGACAGCAUCAUGAAGUGUGCCUUCAGCUACCAUAGCAACUGCCAGCACAACAGUGAAAAUGAAUACAUCAAAGCCGUUUAUGAGCUCUCUUACUUGGUGGACCACAGAUUCACCUGCCUUCCAUAUCAUAACGACUUUAUUUUCUACCUAAGCCCUCAUGGAUUCCGCUUCCGUAGAGCACUGAAAGUAGCACAUGAUCACACAGAUAACGUAAUUAAGCAGAGAAAAAAGUCCCUGCAUGAGCAGAAGGAGCUUGAGAAGCUCCAAGAGAAGAGACACCUGGAUUUCCUUGAUAUCCUUUUGUGUACCAAGGAUGAAAAUGGGAAUAGUUUAUCUGAUGAGGACCUCCGUGCAGAGGUGGACACAUUUAUGUUUGAAGGCCAUGACACAACAGCCAGUGGCAUCUCCUGGACCUUAUACUGCAUGGCCAAAUACCCAGAGCACCAGCAGAAAUGCUGGGAGGAGAUCAGAGAUGUCCUGGGAGAAAAGCAAACUGUGGACUGGGAUGAUCUAGGAAAGAUGCCUUAUACCACCUUGUGUAUAAAGGAGAGCCUGAGGCUUUAUCCACCAGUUCCAGGAAUAGCCCGAAAACUUACCCAACCAAUUACAUUUUGUGAUGGACGGAGUCUCCCAAAAGGUGCUGUGAUGUUUCUGAGCCUGUAUGCCAUUAACAGGUGUCCCAGCAUAUGGGAAGACCCAGAGGUGUUUGACCCAAUGAGAUUUUCUGCUGAGAAUUUGGCUAAGAGAAACUCACAUGCCUUUCUUCCCUUCUCCGCUGGAUCUAGGAACUGCAUUGGCCAGAACUUUGCCAUGAAUGAGAUGAAAGUGACCCUUGCAUUAACCUUACAAAGGUUCGAAUUAUAUCCUGACCCUGGAAAUGAGCCACUGAAAGCUCCCGAGCUUGUGUUACGGACAACCAAUGGAAUUCACAUAAAGCUGAAGAGAAAAGGAGGUGAUUGAUGCAAACAGAAGACACCAACCUUAUAUAAUUGAUGAUGUUAUUGUGAUGCAAAAUAUUGGUAAACACAGUGGCUCAUUGGUUAGCCUGAUGCUUUGCACCCCUGGGUUCCUGAGUUGGAGCCCAACCAGGGCACUAUCUUUAAGGAGUUUGUUUCCUUGGCUGAGUGGAUUUCCUCUGGGUACUUAAGUUUCCUCCCACACUCUAUAAAACACACUAGCAGUCUAAUUGCUCCAAAUGAAACUGAACAUAGUAGAGAACAUGAAGGGAGCCACUCGGACUUCAGAACUGUGCUGCUACUUUUUAUUAUUAAAAAAAACUUGCAGCACAGUUCUGCAGUUCGUGUGGUUCCCUUCAUGUUCUCUAUAUGAUGCAUACCUUGGUCUUUGCGAUGUGACCAUUAGGAGGCGUGCCAAUCAAGUAACCAAUGAUAGGAAUGUGCUGGAGAAAUUCUACAAUCUGAACUGACCAUAGUGUGUGUAUAUGGUAAGGACCUUAAGCUCCACGAGGCAGGAACUAAUGUGAAUAAUAAACCAUCUCUGUAAAGCACCGCGUAAUAACUUGGUGUUAUAUAAACAAAGGCUAAUAAUAUGAAUAAAGUGGUAUCAAUUCGAUUUUUUGUACAUGUUAGUAUAUAAAAGUGCAAUAAAGCAGCAAGUCACCCUUACAUUAUACUGAAAUUUGCCACCUAUGAAAAGUUGUUAGUCUAUCAGCCCAUGCACGGGCUGCUCCGACAGGCCUACCCCAU
This is a messenger RNA of Xenopus laevis (African clawed frog), 2406 nucleotides long. RefSeq names its product cytochrome P450 4B1 (gene cyp4b1.4.L). Gene Ontology annotation, molecular function: monooxygenase activity; oxidoreductase activity, acting on paired donors, with incorporation or reduction of molecular oxygen; heme binding. Gene Ontology annotation, cellular component: endoplasmic reticulum membrane. The transcript has 12 exons. Bases 128 to 1660 code for a protein of 510 amino acids. Lineage: Eukaryota; Metazoa; Chordata; Amphibia; Anura; Pipidae. The record is from RefSeq and is a predicted model, not a curated record.